AUGAAGCCGAGUCGAAAGCCUGCCGCGUCCAAGUCGACAGCGAAGAGCGGCCCAAUAUGGAACUUCUCGGACAAUGUGACUGAUCUAUUUAGUGGGAAACUCUUCCAGAAAAUUGAGGUGGAUGAAAUGCUCACACCGGACCAACUGGAAGAGUAUAGGUUGCGUAGGAUGUCGACAAUGAAUUCAGAAAAAUCGGUCAAGACAACCCAGACUACACAGUCCACUCAAUCGACUCAACCGACCCAACCGACCCAGUCAACCCAGUCAACCCAGUCCGAGAAAUUAAUCGAGACGAUUGACACUGAGUCGACCGACACACCGAUUGAGCCCUUUCACCUUGAAGAUCUAUCUUCCAGAAUUGGAUCGGCCGGUAUGUCACUCGACCUUGACACACCAACUGAAGAAAAACAUAUGUUAUUACCAUUUAAGCCUGUUGCCUGGAGGGACUUUUCUACAGAGGGACGCAAUGAAUAUGGCCCAAUCGAGCUUCCGGCAUCGACCUCAACAACGGCAUUACAGACGGAUAUAGGAGAAGAACCGGCGCAAAACAAAAAUGCCACUUUCCAAACGCCACCAAUGAGACAAGCUGCACGAUUUGCUGCGAGAAGCCAGAAGGCAUCACUGCCUAGUAUCCCAGAAACGGCGGCCAUCUUAACACCCACAAAUGAAUUGUUUGUCGGCCACGAUCUCAGAUAUUCCCGAGAUAUGGUCGCGGAUUCAAAUUACGUUUUCCUUCAAUCAUCACCGUGUUCCAUGACCAGCCCAAUUUUCCGACACGGCCCGAUCCGACUAGCCAAGUCUGAUCUAAUAGCGGAUGUUAAAAUCGGAGCGGAUGAUGGUCUAGACUGGACAGCAUUCCAGAUGGCUAUUUCCGGGGGUGCCGGAGACUGGUUCUCCGAAAGCGACGACACAAUUCGCCGUAGAGAGGCGGAAGAGGCAGCAGAAAUCGUGGAAUGGUUUGGCUCAUGGAAGUUCAGCAGCCCCGGAGAACUCCUAGACCACCCUAUUGAAGCCGAUAGCCCUAUGAGCAUGACUUCAGGUGAGGAUUGCUCGGAAGUAUCAUACAACGAUACCGAGAAGGAUAGCAACCCAUACAACCAGCAUUACCACUGGCAGACCCCCGGGCAGAAGACAGUACCUGAAAUCCAUCAGCCCGACUACGAUAUAUCCGGGCUUGAGCUAGAUACUUCAAGGAUGAGUCUAGACGAUGAGAUAUUUGAUCAAUCCAAGGAAUAUAAUAGCCGAGAGAGCUAUGCUAGUCUUCCACAGAGCCCGAUGUUGGACCUCCGAGUUAUUCGAAGCCCGGACGGAGACGAUAUGGAUGUUGUCCCGAUGGGAUAUAACCUUGGACACGACCUGGGAGAUUUCCUUAAGUGGGAGGCGGAACAUGCGUACGCCGGGGACUUUUACUGA
Daldinia childiae is the source of this 1413-nucleotide messenger RNA. RefSeq lists its product as uncharacterized. The transcript has a single exon. Lineage: Eukaryota; Fungi; Ascomycota; Sordariomycetes; Xylariales; Hypoxylaceae. The record is from RefSeq and is a predicted model, not a curated record. The coding region runs from base 1 to 1413 and encodes 470 amino acids.